Spirodela intermedia is the source of this 2441-nucleotide messenger RNA. The record is from the annotation of a GenBank genome assembly. Lineage: Eukaryota; Viridiplantae; Streptophyta; Magnoliopsida; Alismatales; Araceae.
AUGGCCGGAGCUGGGCAGGGCAACCCACCGACGGAGAAUGUGGUGCUGGUUGCAGUGAAGGCGGAGAGGGAGAUAUCCAAGACCCCUCUGGCGUGGGCGCUCGCCCACGUCGUCCGCCCCGGCGACUUCGUCACCCUCCUCGCCGUCAUCGGCAGUCACAAGGGUACAACUCCCUCCCGACUCCUCUCUCUCUCUCUUUCUCUCCCCCUCUCGGCCUCCUGCCGUCAGCUGGAUGCCUCUGCGGUUUUCUUGAUGCAUCGUCCCUCCGGACCUGCUUGCCGGUCCGUUUUAACCUCGACGACGGCGCCCUCGGGUCAACGUAGAGCAGAGAAGAUGGCUAUGGAGCUUCCCCAAGUUCACCAGCGACUGCAGCAGCGGCCGCCGCGGCGGGUUGCCGGAGGACCGCCGCAAAUGCGACGUUUCGGCCUCGUGCUCUCAGAUGGCUCUGCAAUUCCACGGCUUCCAGGACCAGAGCGAGGUGAACAUGAGGAUCAAGGUGGUGGUCUCGGGGGAGGCGGCGGCGGCUGGCGGCGCGGUGGCGGAGGAGUCUAAACGGGUUGGUGCCAACUGGAUCGUACUCGACAGGUAACGCCCCCCCUUAACUCCUGUUCUUGCUCCUCCUCCGGCCUCACACGCGCUAAUUGCUUAUUGAUUGAUAUCUACGGAGUCAGACCUCCCACUGACGACCCAUUUAGUGAAUUAGAGCUGCCGACGUUCGCGGUCCAUCCCAUCACUGGAACGUCUGUCUAUUUGGUGACGCGGACGCUCGGCAUUGUGACACGUAGGCGAACUCUAGAUGGGCCCAGAUAAUUUAUUCUCCGGAACUUGGGCCUCCAGUUGUGGGCCCAUAUGCUGUCCGGCCAACUGGGCCCACUGGGCCUUUGCUUCAAAUCUCACACGUGGUGGGCCCAAAGACGCAUGCUUUGCACGUGAUGGGGAGGAAGGUGGUCCCCAUCCCCCACCCCACACCGCUUCACUAAAUGGGUUUGGAGGGCAUAUUUUGGGCCGGCCCACUUUGUUUGACAAGUUCGAUGUCUGGCGAAGCAGGCAGCUGAAGCACGAGGCGAAGGGUUGCAUGGAGGAGCUGCCCCACUGCAAUGUCGUGCUGAUGAAACGCUCCAACGCGAAGGUCCUCCGCCUCAAUCUCGGCGGCGCCGCCCCGCUGCACAUGCCCCACCAGCCGCUCCCCGCCUUUACCCACGUCAUCCCUCCCCCCGCAGCAUCCGCCAUGGCGGAACAGCCGGCGGAAAGGCAGCGCCGGGAGGCCGAGGAGGAGGCGAAGCUCAGGCAGCACCGGAUCAAGCACUCUACCCCGACGAGCAGCACCGAAGAGGACGACUCUAUGGUCUCUUUCUUGAGGGAGUAUAGGGCGUCCACCUCGAGCUCCAGCACCACCACCGGCGGUAGCUCGUCCCCCUUCGUUUGCGAGCAUAACCCGCUCUACGAGGGCCUACGCAGCGUCGUGCUGAAGUCCAAGAGAGGAGGUGUGGUCGAAGGCCUGAGCACACCGACAGCCGCCUCACCGUGGCUACGGUUUUAUCCCACCGGAGGAGGUAGCAACCUCGAGAAUUUUUCUCUGUAGUUGUUCAAGUGCCACUAGUCUUUAUUUUUCUGACGGUUUAUCUUGUUCCCCUCAUGGUGGAGAUUCUACUUCCUCCGGCGACGUCAAGAGAAGCCAGCAGUCAAGCUCCGACCCAUCAUACUGGUCUCCAGCACCAAACACGCAGAAUGGUAGGCAGGUCUAUUGGGCACCCAACGACCAAAUCUACAUCAGUAGCCCGGUUGCCCACAGCAUCCCCGAGGAGCCGUCUCUUCCCUUGGCGGCUGCCAAGACGCUGCACGAGGCUUUCACGGAAUCCGACCAACUCUUCGGCGCGCGGAGGAUUGGCUACGAGCACGCAGACAGAGGGAGGGAUUUGAUGUACCAGUCCGACGGGAGGGACGCCGUCUCCCUGCUGCGCAGCCCGCCGCCUCCUGUUCCGCCCCUGUGCUCUAUCUGUCGGCACAAGGCACCCGUUUUCGGGAAGCCACCGAGAUGGUUCAACUUCGGGGAGCUGGAGGAAGCGACGGGGGGGUUUUCGGAUGCGAAUUUCGUGGCGGAGGGCGGCUUCGGGUGGGUCCACCGGGGGCUGCUCCCGGACGGGCGGGUGGUGGUGGUGAAGACCCUGAAGACCCUCGCCGGGCCAAAGGGCAACGACGAGUUCCGGGCCGAGGUCGAGGUUCUGAGCCGGGCGCAGCACCGGAACGUCGUGCUGCUGCUGGGCUUUUGCGUGGAGGGCCCCCGCCGGGUCCUCGUUUACGAGUACGUCUGCAACGGUUCAUUGGCCGUCCAUCUCCACGGUAAGAAACUCCCAUCUCCUACUUUCCUUCCUCCCCGUCCCCUCCUCCCUCCCUGCUGAACAGACGACUGUAAUGGGCCUAUUUGGCGUGUGUGGGCCUAG